This is a messenger RNA of Neltuma alba, 414 nucleotides long. RefSeq lists its product as uncharacterized. NCBI's taxonomy places the organism in Eukaryota, Viridiplantae, Streptophyta, Magnoliopsida, Fabales, Fabaceae. The record is from RefSeq and is a predicted model, not a curated record. The transcript has a single exon. Gene Ontology annotation, molecular function: protein binding. The coding region runs from base 1 to 414 and encodes 137 amino acids.
AUGGUGGACUUUGUUUUUGGAGAGAGAACUAAUAACAAUGAGCAUGAUAAGAAGUGGCCACCGCUGUUGCAAUCAGUAGUGGAAGAAAAUGGCGAUGAGCUGAAAUUUACCCUUGAAGCUGAGGAUGAUAUGAAGAAUACUCCUUUACAUUUAGCAGUGUCAGAGGAGAAUAUUAAAAUGUGUAAGAAAAUUGGGGGCGCCCAUCCUUCCACGAUUACUAAACGCAACAAUGCCGGGGAGACACCUCUCUUCAUCGCAGCUCUUCGUGGCGAAAGAAAAAUUUUUCUUUGGCUUCAUUAUCUUUAUAUGGCGAGCCCUGGAGUUUCUUCAACUGACUUUGCUCACUGUUUAAGGAGGGACAACGAUGAUACCGUUCUUCACUGUGCAAUAGCACAUGGGCAUCUUGGUAAAUAG